Messenger RNA from Mus musculus (house mouse), 1251 nucleotides. RefSeq names its product multivesicular body subunit 12A (gene Mvb12a). The record is from RefSeq and is a predicted model, not a curated record. Bases 540 to 1049 code for a protein of 169 amino acids. Gene Ontology annotation, biological process: regulation of epidermal growth factor receptor signaling pathway; virus maturation; viral budding. Gene Ontology annotation, cellular component: late endosome membrane; centrosome; cytoplasm. The transcript is spliced from 10 exons. Gene Ontology annotation, molecular function: lipid binding; ubiquitin binding. Lineage: Eukaryota; Metazoa; Chordata; Mammalia; Rodentia; Muridae.
GGGAGUUGUAGUCCGAGGUUCCGGUCCCUCCGAGGGCUGUAGCUGCCUUCUGAGCUCCCAGGAAGGAUGGAUCCCGGGACGGACUCGGCGCCGCUUGCUGGCUUGGUUUGGUCGUCGGCCUCGGCGCCGCCGCCGCCGGGUUUCAGCGCGAUCACCUGCACCGUGGAGGGCGGGACGGCCAGCUUCGGCCGAGGCUUCGCGCAGAAAGCCGGCUACUUCCUGUGCCUGAGCACGCUGGGCAUCCCGGAGAACCCUCAGGACAAUGUGGUAGUGGACAUGCAGAUCGUGAUGGACAAGGGCCCACUGCCGUCAGGCUUCUCUGCAGUCAACGACCCUCAGGAUAUCAGCUCUUGCACUGCGAGUCCACCUGGAACUGGCUUCCCCUGUUCUCUGCAUAGCUCAGCCUCCCCUCUCCCUUCUCCCCUGCCUGACCCAGCUGCCCGCCUCCCCGAUGGUGCUUGGUUCUCUCGGUGUCUUUAGUGACCGCUGGCAGGCUGCCGUGCAGAGGGUCAGAGGCCUCUGUGUCCAAGAAGAAACGCAUGUGUGUGAAGCUGAUGCCCCUGGGGACAGCUGACGUGGUUGUGAGUGACGUGAAGCUGAGUGGGAAGACUAAGACCGUGCCUGGAUACCUGCGUGUGGGGGACAUUGGUGGCUUUGCCAUCUGGUGCAAGAAAUCCAAAGCCCCAAGGCCGGUGCCCAAGCCCCGCACGCUCAGCCAGGACAUGCGAGGCCUCUCCCUGGACCCACCCAAAGAGCCCAGCAAAGGAAGCCACCCAGAGCGGACCCUGUCCAGGCUGGGCUCUCGGGCCUCCACUCUACGGAGGACCGACUCCAUCUAUGAGGCAUCCAGUCUCUAUGGCAUAUCAGCCAUGGACGGAGUCCCCUUUACCCUGCACCCAAGAUUUGAGGGCAAGAGCUGUGGGCCCUUGAACUUGUCUGCUUUUGGGGACCUGACGAUCAAAUCACUGGCAGACAUUGAGAAGGAGUAUAACUAUGGCUUCGUGGUGGAGAAGACUGCAGCUGCACGCCUGCCUCCCAGCGUCUCAUAGACCAGCCCCAGGUGCCACCUGGUCGCCUCCUGCCUUGCAGAUACUGCUGAUUGACACCCAGCCUCUCUGUCCAACUGCUUGCACAAAGGGUCUCUUGCCUGGUGGUGCAGGGGCGGCCUGGGCAGAGCAGUGGCCUUCUCUCACAGAAGUCUGUGUCUAGAGGCCACAUAUGCACCAGCAGUAAACGCUACCUGGGACCCAC